UCAGUUGACAUUUGAGAAUUUUUAUUUCAAUGAUUUAGGUAGUAGGUACCUACCUAUCAUCAAAGAAUAUUAAUUUAUAGAAUAUCUCUCUCAUCUCAUAGUUCAUACAAACAAAGCAUAUAAAUUACAAAGUUUAAACAGUAAUUAGGUAUUAUGAAUUAAUAAUAGGUAUUAUUUGGAAGGGACUUUGGAAUACAGAAAUAAACAACGAUGGAAAAGUUACCGCAACAGCUGUAAUUCAUAAAGAGCUGAACAAGGAAAAUGCAAGUUUUCGCGAUGAAGGCUCGUGGACUUGUUCAAUUUUAUCAGAAACUCUUAAAACGAAGGCCCUAUUUAGUGCAAGCAAUUCAAACUGGCACUCUCAUGGCUACUGGAGACAUAAUAUCGCAGACAGUUAUUGAAAGAAAAUCAUUUAAAUAUAUAGAUUACGUCAGAACACUCAAAUUCUCAUCGAUAGGUUUUAUAAUUGGUGGACCAGCAUUAAGAGUUUGGUAUGGACUAUUGAACCACUAUAUUGGUUCAAGUGGAAAAAUGGUUGCAAUAAAAAAGGUGUUUGUUGACCAAGUAAUUUUUGCCCCAACAUUUCUCCUUUUAUUGUUGAGUGCUGUAGGUGCUUUACAAGGCAAAACAUGGGAUAAUUUAAAAAAAGAUAUAGAUUUAAACUACCUUGAUGUAUUGAAAACAAAUUAUUAUAUAUGGCCUUGGGUACAAUUAUUAAAUUUUUAUUAUGUACCCCUGCAGUAUCAGGUAUUGCUGGUGCAAAUGGUAGCUUUGUUUUGGAAUACAUAUUUAUCCUGGAAAACUAACAGGAAGACAUUACUGGAUUAGAUCACAGCUACAUUUACAUACUUAAAGUAUUUAAGAUGUAGAAUUAUAUUGAUUAUGUAUUAGUCCGUUAUGAUUGUUUCUCAUGAUUUGCUGUUGAAUAGUCAGAUCUAAACAUUACUGGUGAGAUAGAUGUAUACAUACUCAAGUAGUUCUGCCCUCUGCAACUUUAAAUCUGGUUGUAUGAUUAUUAACCCAUUUACACACAUAAUAGAGGUGCAAUUGUACUUUUAAGUUCCUGUUAGAAACAUGUACAUAGCUGUUGUACAUAUAUAGAUAUUGCGUCCUGUGCACCACAUGUAUGUAUAUGACUCCCAAGUGUAAUAUCCAUUAGUGGUGUUGUAUACAAAACAUUGUUUUAGCAGAGGACUCACGCAGUGUAGUCAGUAUGUUUAUACUUUUUCAUAUUAUAGCACAUAUUCCAAACUAGAUAGUAGUGUUUAAAUAUGCUAAACUAAUGUAUAAACCCUAAUUAUUUUAAGUAGGCUCCAGGAUUAAAAUGCUCUCUGUAUGGCAAUAUAUCUCCAAUAUGUGUGGUUGUAGUAAGUUAAACAACUCUUAGUAUAUUCAUUGCUAUUUGUAUGUUUUCAAAUAAAUAUUUAAAAACUUAA
Leptidea sinapis is the source of this 1436-nucleotide messenger RNA. RefSeq names its product protein Mpv17 (gene Mpv17). Lineage: Eukaryota; Metazoa; Arthropoda; Insecta; Lepidoptera; Pieridae. The transcript has 2 exons. The coding region runs from base 262 to 828 and encodes 188 amino acids. The record is from RefSeq and is a predicted model, not a curated record. Gene Ontology annotation, cellular component: membrane; cytoplasm.